AUGUCCGCCGAGCAGGUGAGCAGCCUGUGCGAGCAGCUGGUGAAGGCGGUGACGGUGAUCAUGGACCCGGCCUCCACCCAGCGCUACCGCCUGGAGGCGCUCAAGUUCUGUGAGGAGUUUAAGGAGAAGUGUCCCAUCUGCGUCCCAUGUGGGCUAAAGCUGGCGGAGAAAACGCAGACAGCCAUUGUCAGGCACUUUGGUCUUCAGAUCUUGGAGCACGUGGUCAAGUUCCGCUGGAACAACAUGCCUCGCCUUGAGAAAGUUUAUUUGAAGAACAAUGUCAUGGGGCUCAUCUCCAAUGGAACCCAGAAUAUUUUGGAGGAGGAAAGCCACAUUAAGGAUGUUCUGUCCCGCAUUGUGGUGGAAAUGAUCAAGCGUGAAUGGCCUCAGCAUUGGCCCGAUAUGCUGAAGGAGUUGGACACGCUCUCCAAACAAGGGGAGACACAGACAGAACUGGUGAUGUUCAUCCUCUUACGUCUGGCAGAGGAUGUGGUGACUUUCCAAACACUGCCUACCCAGCGGCGACGGGACAUCCAGCAAACCCUCACCCAGAACAUGGAGAAGAUCUUCAGCUUCCUGCUCACCACCCUACAGCAGAAUGUCAACAAAUACAGGCGCAUGGUUGGAGCACCCCAGGAACAAGACGCCCUCGCCAUUCCACAGAAGACUGACCUGACUCAGGAGCCAAAGGCCCAAGCAAACUGCCGUGUGGGGAUAGCAGCCCUCAACACUCUGGCAGGCUACAUAGAUUGGGUGGCAAUGAGCCACAUCACAGCAGAUAACUGCAAGCUCUUAGAGAUGUUGUGCCUGCUUCUGAAUGAGCCUGAGCUACAAAUCGGAGCAGCAGAGUGUCUCCUGAUUGCUGUCAGCAGGAAGGGAAAACUGGAGGAUCGGAAGCCCUUGAUGGUUUUGUUUGGAGAUGUUGCCAUGCACUACAUACUGUCUGCUGCUCAGACAGCAGAUGGAGAAGGCCUAGUAGAGAAACACUAUGUCUUCUUGAAGAGACUUUGCCAAGUUUUGUGUGCUUUGGGCAGCCAGCUGUGCGCAUUACUAGGCUCCGAUUCUGAUGUGGAAACGCCAGCAAAUUUUGGAAAAUAUCUUGAUUCGUUUUUAGCUUUCACAACCCAUCCCAGUCAGUUCCUGCGCUCCUCCACCCAGAUCACCUGGGGAGCCCUCUUCCGGCAUGAUGUCCUGUCUCAUGACCCUCUGCUCUUGGCUAUGAUCCCAAAGUAUCUGAGAGCAUCUAUGACUAACCUAGUAAAGGUGGGCUUUCCCUCCAAGACAGACAGCCCCAGUUGUGAAUACUCUCGCUUUGACUUUGACAGUGAUGAGGACUUCAAUGCCUUCUUCAACUCUUUCCGGGCACAGCAGGGAGAGGUGAUGAGGAUGGCAUGUCGUUUGGACCCAAAGACUGGCUUUCAGAUGGCUGGGGAAUGGCUGAAGUACCAGUUGUCAUCUCCUGUUGAUAUUGGAGCCAUGAACUCUAAGACAGGGGAAGGUCUCUGUUCCAUCUUCUCACCUUCCUUUGUGCAAUGGGAUGCUAUGACCUUCUUCUCAGAGAGUGUCAUCAGCCAGAUGUUUCGAACUCUGGAUAAGGAAGAAAUUCCAGUAAAUGAGGGCAUAGAGCUGCUGCAGCUUGUCCUGAACUUUGAAACAAAGGACCCCCUCAUUUUGUCCUGUGUGCUUACCAACGUCUCUGCACUUUUCCCCUUUGUCACCUACAGGCCAGAGUACCUGCCACAAGUCCUCUCCAAGCUCUUUGCCUCAGUGACCUUUGAAGUUAUAGAAGAAAGUAAGGCCCCAAGAACUCGUGCAGUAAAGAAUGUGAGAAGACACGCAUGCUCCUCGAUCAUCAAGAUGUGUCGGGACUACCCUCAGCUUGUCCUGCCAAAUUUUGAGAUGCUGUAUAACCACGUGAAGCAGCUGCUGUCCAACGAGCUGCUGCUAACGCAGAUGGAGAAGUGCGCCCUCAUGGAGGCCCUGGUCCUCAUCAGCAACCAGUUCAAGGAUUAUGAACGGCAGAAGGCCUUCCUGGAGGAGCUCAUGGCUCCUGUAGCCAGCCUGUGGCUCUCUGAAGAGAUGCAGAGAGUCCUGUCAGAUCCUGAAUCUUUCAUCUCAUACGUGGGUGCUGAUAACAAAAUCACUGAUCCAAUCUUGGAAGAUCCCAGUGGUCUGAACCGCUCCAGAAUAAGCUUUUGUGUGUACACCAUUCUGGGAGUUGUGAAGCGGGCUCGCUGGCCCACUGCCCUGGAAGAGGCUACGGCUGGAGGAUUUGUCGUCGGGUGCACACCCAGCGGUAGUCCGAUCUACCGUAACCCCUGCACUGAGCAAGUCCUGAAACUUAUGGACAACUUGCUUGCUCUCAUCAGGACUCACAACAAUCUCUACAUGCCGGAGGUGGUGGCAAAGCUGGGGGACACUUUUGCAAAGGCCUUAGACAUGCUGGAAGUGGAGAAGAACGCCAUCCUAGGUCUCCCUCAGCCUUUGCUGGAGCUUUAUGACUCUCCUGUUUACAAAACUGUUCUAGAAAGGAUGCAGGGCUUCUUCUGUACCCUGUAUGACAACUGUUUCCAUGUCUUGGGAAAUGCUGGCCCAUCCAUGCAGCAGGAUUUCUACACCGUUGAAGGCCUGGCCAACCAACUCCUCACCUCAGCCUUCAUCAACCUCAACAACAUUCCUGACUACAGGCUACGUCCCAUGCUUCGCGUGUUUGUGAAGCCCUUGGUGCUCUUCUGCCCCGCAGAGUACUACGAGACCCUUGUCUGCCCUAUCCUUGGACCACUCUUCACCUAUCUGCAUGUGAGGCUGUCCCAGAAAUGGCAGGUCAUCAACCAGCGAAGCAUGCUUUGUGAGGAGGACACAGCAGAUGACAACCCUGAGUCUCAGGAGAUGCUUGAGGAGCAGCUGGUCAGGCUGCUGACCCGGGAAGUCAUGGACCUUAUCACUGUUUGCUGCGUUUCAAAGAAAGGCGCUGAGCAUAACUCUUCUGCCACUGCAGAUGGAGAUGAUGAUGAGAUGAUGUCUACAGAUGUGACUCCACCUGCCAGCGCCGAGCUCACUGAGCUGGGAAAGUGUUUGAUGAAGCAAGAGGAUGUCUGCACUGCUUUGCUGAUCACUUCCUACACAUCCCUCUCCUGGAAAGAUACCCUGUCCUGCCAAAGAACCACCACGCAGCUUUGCUGGCCAUUGCUCAAACAGGUGCUUACUGGGAACCUGAUCCCUGAUGCAGUGACCUGGUUCUUCACAAGCGUGCUGAAAGGAUUACAGACACAUGGGCAGCACGAUGGUUGCAUGGCAGCUCUCGUCCACCUGGCCUUCCAGAUCUAUGAGGCUUUGCGCCCACGCUAUGCAGAGCUGAAGGCUGUGAUGGAGCAGAUUCCAGAAAUCCAGAGGGAGUCACUAGAGCAGUUUGACUCCAAGCUGCUCACUCCAACACUGCAAAAGGUGGCAGAUAAGCGCCGGAAGGACCAAUUCAAACGCCUAAUUGCAGGCUGCAUUGGGAAGCCGCUAGGGGAGCAGUUUCGUAAGGAAGUUCACAUCCGGAACCUCCCAUCUCUCUUCAAAAAGGUGAAGCCAUUGCUGGAGACAGACAUACUGGAGAAUGAGGAUGGAGGAGGUCUCACAGCACUGUUUGAGCCCUGAGCUGUGGGCACUUCAGUCACCCCCUCUCGCACUUCAUAUUUUGUCUCCUCAUAACAGUCACCGUAGAGCCCUCUCUGCCCACUCCUCCACAGGUGUUUGUUUGACUAAAACCCCUGCUUGGCCUGUCCCUUUCCCCUUCUUAAACGGUGGAGGGCCUAAGCUGGGAUUUGAUUUAGUCAAAUAAGCUUUCCCUGACCUUUUCCCCCAGCAGAUUUGCAGCUUUAGAUCUCAACUUCUUCACCAGACAAGAGCUGAGCACAUAGACUCUGUUAUAGUGCCUGGUCACUCUGCAGCCUUGGGUCAGCCUAACCCCACAUGCAAAUCCUAUGGGAUUUGGGUUUAUUGUGGGCCCCAGCUGGAGAUGGCACCCCCUAGCUUCACCUUGAGUGGAGGCUUCACUAGGGUCACAUGAGACACUCCUGUUAUGUCUGCCAUCAUGUCUCUAUUUGACCUUCUCUGUUCUUCAGAGGGUUUGUAUCCUGAUAAAUUUGUUUUUUUUCUUGGACCGUUUGAAAGACCCAAGCUGUGACUGCUUCCCUGGGCUGGGAGCUGCACAGGUGAGAGCAUGGUAGUGCCCUAAAAUCGUCCUUUAACUGGUGAUUCACCUUUUUAAGGCACUGCACCUCUCUGGAAGGAGACAGUAUUGCCAUCUCAUUCAGCUAAGAACCAAAUGGAAAGCUGGCUUUGGUUUUGUGCUGGUGUCUAUCAGGCGUCUCUCAGGAGGAUUGGGGCAGGAAUGUUUUGAGCAAAGCAGGAUAUGCAAAAUCUGGACCUAUCUGCCAUAAGCUUGUAACACCUUAAUGUGAGACGUGUCCCUACUGCUGCUGUUGGGAUAACGGGCCAUGUUGACUCAGGGAUGUGCAGCAUCUAGGAAUAUCCUCCCCUUGAAAACCUGACCUCCCUUAGCCAGCACUGAAGGCAAUGGAGGUUUAAAUACCCCUCCCACUUCAGCAGAAUAAGGGAAUGGGACUUGGGGUUUAGGACCCUUCUGUAUAUGGUGUGGUUGCUCUAGUGGCUAUUCUCCGUCAGAGGGUUGAGUGUCAUGGCAGGAGGUUGGGGUCAGUCAAGCAAAAUACCCAUGGGGAAGCCUGACCUGAAAGAGUUGCCUUUGGAGGAAGCAGGAGGCUGUAUUAAACCACUGCAGAGCUGGCUGUUCUUACAAAGCAAACAAUCCACUCAUUCUCUUCCAAGAGAAGGCAGUAGCACAGAAGCUGAGUAGACCCCUGUCUAAAACUAGGCCUGGUGGUUUGCCAUAUAGGAUGCAUGAACAUGGCUGCAAAGAAACAACUGAAGCUGCUGGGAAGUAUAUCAGCUGGACUGGGCAGAAGAGCUGACAAGAAGGAGGCUCCAGAGAACAGGCCUUGGAAAAGCAGUCUGUGGUCAUCAUGUGGCCUAAGUCCUGUUUUAUCCUUCUGCCUUUGCUGUUCCACAGUCCACUCCACUCUUUCUAGGCCUCAAUCUUUUACUAAAUUCCUGAGCUGAAGAGGCUCCUGGCUCCAGCAGCAGCUGGCUGUAUUUAUUGUGUUGUGAUUUUUAACAUUCUGUGACUUCAUGCUAGAAACAGAUUUUUUUUUAAUGGUUUUUAGAGCCUUUUUUGUAGGAACGUUCAACCUGAAGCCAUCUCUGAAUUGGCUGUGUUACACCUCUGAAUGUCAGUAAAGAUAUUUCAGUUCUA
Messenger RNA from Alligator mississippiensis (American alligator), 5317 nucleotides. It is a transcript of the gene XPO5, whose product is annotated as exportin 5. Gene Ontology annotation, cellular component: RNA nuclear export complex; cytoplasm; nucleus. Lineage: Eukaryota; Metazoa; Chordata; Crocodylia; Alligatoridae. The transcript has 33 exons. Gene Ontology annotation, biological process: RNA export from nucleus; protein export from nucleus. Gene Ontology annotation, molecular function: nuclear export signal receptor activity; RNA binding; small GTPase binding. The record is from RefSeq and is a predicted model, not a curated record. Bases 1 to 3642 code for a protein of 1213 amino acids.